Dromiciops gliroides (monito del monte) is the source of this 4960-nucleotide messenger RNA. RefSeq names its product nucleolus and neural progenitor protein (gene RMP64). Gene Ontology annotation, cellular component: nucleus. The coding region runs from base 371 to 1873 and encodes 500 amino acids. Gene Ontology annotation, biological process: positive regulation of Notch signaling pathway. Lineage: Eukaryota; Metazoa; Chordata; Mammalia; Microbiotheria; Microbiotheriidae. The record is from RefSeq and is a predicted model, not a curated record. The transcript is spliced from 9 exons.
CCUUUGGAGUAAGAGUACGCGGGUUUACAUCCUUCCUCGGAGUCUUCCACCUUUGUAAACUUGGUUGAGUCUAUUAAACCAUCCUGGGACGUAGUUUUCUCAUUCGUUUAAAAAAAGAGGAGAGAGAGAGAUCUUGGGCUAGGUGAUUUGUGAAGAUCCUUUCCGGACCCAAAUCGACUCCUCAGCUGGUGCGACAUGGAAUGAUAAUAGUAACAAUGGAAUUAAUGGGGAAAAAAUGGAAAAAAUAAUAGCUUUUAUGUAGUUCAUUAAGUUUUGCAAAAGUUUGUAAAUAUUAUUUCAUUUGACCGUCACAACGAUCCUGGCAGGUUCAUACAUUAAAGGUGUGAUUAAGGAGUGCCACUAUGUCAGAAUGUCAUUGAUGAGAAAAAGUUUGGAUACAGAAACGGGCAUCUUGCAUGCGAUCCUUUACAGUAAUCACAACAAACUGUGUCACCACAAGCCAUAUUUGGCUCUCAAACAGGUACAACAGUGUCUCAAGCGAAUGGACUGUGUGAAUUUGGAGGGAUCCAUUCAAGAUCUGUUUGAGCUGUGUCCUAAAGAAGAUAUACUUGAAAAUACAAAAAAGUACAUCAUUCCCAGUCAGCCAGUGGUGGAGUUUGUGUUAAUGAAGAUUUUGGGAACCUGCAAAUUAAUACUACGUUUAUUAGACUGUUGCUGCAAGACAUUUCUCUUGUCAGUGAAGCAUCUUUGUUUGGAAGAAUUCAUCAUUUUAAACACUGUUAUUACAGGAUUGGUGAGCAGGGUGUGGGUUCUGUAUAAGGAUCUUUUAAAAAAACUUGUUUCUUUAUAUAAGCCUUUGUUUAGAUUGCUGCAAGAAGUAUCCAGGAUUCAACCAAUGCCUUACUUCAACAAUUUUACCUUUCCUGUUGACCUUAAAGAUUUUUUGGGAGAGGCCUAUCUUGAUAUCAUUAAGAAAAAGAUGGUAGCUAAAGGAGUAACCAAAUUGCUUAACAAACUAUUUCUAUCAAAAGAGGAAUCAAACAAGUCUAUUCAAGAAAUAGCCUUAGAAGUUCCCCCAAAAGCUAAACAAAUGAAGAUAAAGACAACAAAUAAUGUGGAUAUUGGGAAGGCAGUGCAGAAGAGGAAAACCCACAAAGAAAUGUCAUCAGGAUUUGACCUGAAGGCCUUUUGCAAACGACCAAAGCACAAAACUACCAUGGAUGCUGGCUUCAAGUCUGUAUGUUCUGAGAGGAGAGUACGAAAAGCCAUUGGCUCUUCCCAGCCCCUGGGAGGAUCCUCUGGUGCCAGAAACCUUGCCCUGAAGAUCCGAGAGGCACAAUCUUUUACACAACUUUCAGAAGAAAUCCAAAUGGCCAUUUUCUGGUGUAGAAGGAAAAAACUGAAGCAUAAAGUCACCUUUCUGGGUAACAAGCUUCUAAAAAGUAACCGGCUUAAACAUGUGGAAGCUCAAGGGUACAGCUUGCCCAAGAAAUUGAAAUGCAUAAAAACAUCCAUCUGUAACUUCUUUCUCCAUGGCUUGGGUAACAUGUCUUCAAAGUGCCACCUGAGACGAAUCAGUUCACAGAAUAAAUUUCUAAAGCAGCAGAGGAAACCACAGAGAAAGUCUCAGCCUACUGUUCUAAAGGAAAUUCAGCAGUUUCUUCAGCAGACUGAGAAGAUUGUUACAGAGGGAGACACUAAAAGAACGUUCUCAGACCUUAGAAUUCAUAGACCUGAACUGACAUUGAAAAAGAGCCAACUGCUGGACAACAGAAAUGCAAAUCUCCUUGAAAAUUGUAAUGGUACAAUGAAGUCACCAACAUUGGCUCAAGUAAAAGAAAAGAACACUACCUCAGAAACUGUCAGAGACAUGGAUGACAUUGAUGAUAUUUUUUCUUCAUUGGGAGUUUAGAUGUACAUAUAUGUGAGACUGCUUUAUUAAGAAAAGAAGCCGCUCAUAAUCAUGGCCGCUAGAUGGGUCUCCAUAUUGUGCCUCUGAGUGGUGGGAGUUCUGCAUUGUACCCAGAAACAAUAGAGGUAUCUGCAUCCAUGCAGAAUUACUCCCCAAGUCCUGCAACUGACUUUGAGAGGUCUCAGAGUCCCCAAGAGCUUGCAUUGGUUUGAUUUGUUUACCAAAGAUUGUGGGUGGAUUGGCAUUGAGGAAAGUUGUGUAUUUUGGAACAAACUAGGUGCCUAAAAAACUCUGCCUUGGUCAGGUCCCAUACUCUUAGGCUGCCUUCAAUGGUUUUAGCAUGUAUGCUGUGAAACUGGAGGACCGAGGUACCCAAAAGGUCCCUGUUUGAUUUACUGGCUUAAUUAUAAUAUAAUGACAUUGCCACUUGUGAUUUUUGUCCAUGGGGCAUCAAGAUUUCUAAUUUUAGGUGAUUGUGUUGUUCAGUUUUUAUAUGAUAUAAAUAGAAUUGAUCAAGAAAAGUUAUUGUUAUCACUGGUCUUAUUACUAGGGCCAAAUUAAAUCUGUUUCCAUUUUCCUGUUUAAGAGCUAAGUGCUCUGAAAUGUGCUUCAUCUCUCCAAUAUAUGGAGUUUAAAAUGCUUUGCUUCUAUUUUUACUUCUAUUUCUAUUUUAUUUGAAAGCUUGUUUUGGGUGUGGUGAGGGGGAAUGGAGCAUAUUAUCCUUCUAAUGAUUACAAAAAAUGUCAAGCCUCUAUUUCUUAUAUGAAUUUUUUGGCUUUUUGGAUUUGGGCAAAAGGGUGUCCAGUUCUUUUAGUAGGCUGCAUUCCACAGUUCAGCUAUGGCUUUUGUCACCAGACUAUGGUGACUCUGGAAGAGAGAGUGAGGCUGACUUCUGUGUAGCUCUGUCUCAAGGCCAAUUCACACAAAAGUCAGGAUAUCAACUAUGAUGUCAUCGGUCCUGGUGGAAAACGAAGGACAAACAAGAAGAACCAGAGUGCAGAUAUCCCAUUUUGUAACUGAGGCAGUAAGGGGUUCCAAUGUACUUGGAGUCAGAGGCCUGAGUUUGAAUCCUGCCUCAAGUCUCUAACUAGCCUUGUGAACUUGAGCAAGUCAGCCUGUGUGCUUGGUUUCCUUCCUCAUCUUUAGAAUGGGGAUAAUAAUAGUACCCACUUCCCAGGGUUGCUAAAGAUCAAAUGAAACAAGAUAUGCAAAGCAGCUCCCAAACAAUGUUUAUUUCUGCCUUUUUACCUGCGUUUGCUAGUUCUCACUGUCCCGGGGUUCUGAACCUUUUUUGUGUCACAGCUCCGUUAAACAAUGUAGUAAAGUCUAUGGAUCCCUUCCUUCUCAGAAGAUGGUUUUUAAAUGCACAAAAUAAAAUACGCAGGAUUACAAAGGAAGCCAGCUAUGUUGAAAUACAGUUACUAACAUAAGUUCACAGAUCCCAGGUUAAGAACUGCUGCUCUCCCUUUCACCUCCCUUUGUCUCCUUUUCCAUUUGCCUGGACCCUGUCUUCAGUUCUUGUUAAAACAUCCAACCUUGGGGCAGCUAGGUGGCGCAGUGGAUAGAGCACCGGCCCUGGAGUCAGGAGUACCUGAGUUCAAAUCCGGCCUCAGACACUUAACAUUUACUAGCUGUGUGACCCUGGGCAAGUCACUUAACCCCAAUUGCCUCACUUAAAAAAAAAACAAAAAAAAAUCCAACCUUUAUCCAUCAGUUCUAUCAAAAAAAGUGUAAUACCUUAUUUGUCUAGUAUUAGUUCACUGUGGGCCAAGCCUCUAUUAGGUGAGUCCAGUUGUGUAUAUCUGAUCUUUAAAAUAAACAGUUAAGGACUAUGAAAUCCAACUAAAACCAGCUUUACCGGUUUUAUCAUUAAAGGGGCCUAUUUUAAAGUUAAAAUGUUAGAAAAUGUUACUUCUGUGUUACCAAGUUGGAAACUCAGGAAGCUAAACCUACAGCAGUUGGAAUUCAGGGAUGACUUCUGUUUUCAUUACCCUCCCCUCUCAUUCUCCCCCUCCUCCCCAAUCUCCCAGACUUCACUACCCCCACCUUGCAGGCUAACAGCCCCCCUUGCCACUCUAAAGAACCAACCAGUGCUUAACAUGGGAUCCCCUGCCUGGUUGUGUCGAGCAGAUCAGGAGGGGGAGGGGGGCAGACUCCCUGCAGCUGCAGACACAGAGGUGGUGCCCACAUUCUCGACAGGGUGACCAAUCUUUUACCACAUCAAGGAAUAAACUGUUUUGCAUAAGGGACUUUUCUAGAUAAGUGAAGCGUUGGCCUUUUUCCAUUUUCACUCUUUAAUGGGUCUUUGUAAAAUACACACACUCUUCCCUUCCUUAGUAACAGCAUCCGAAACAUGACCUAACUUUCUCUUAAUGAUUCUAUCCUUUUUAAAUCAGUUACUGUAGAAUAUUUGCUAAGGUAGCUGGUAUGUAGAUGGGUACUGAUACCAUGAGUUGCAUUGGAAACUUUCUUUUUUAAGAAGCCAGCCAACGUGCUUUUGCUUCUUUUGUCUCUCUCAUGAUAAAGGCUGUUCAGCUAUGACCUAUAUAGCAGUAUACGGUUGCCUUUCUGAAAAAUGACUGGCUUAAGGACUAGAAGCAGUCCACUUGCAAGCAGUUUUCUUGUCCUUUAGAAAAGAAGUGUUCAUGGCCUUUGUCAGUAACUUUCAAGUCAUUUCAUCACUAAACUUUAUCCCAGGUGCUGUACCCUCAUCUUCCUGAAUUGGAUUGAUGGGGUUUUUUGAAGUAUGCCCCUAUGUCCUUUGAAGAAUUUGUGUUCACUUAUUUAGGGGAAGGUCCACCACCUCAAGUCCAACAAAUCUUCAUUACUAUCAGAUGACAGAUGGAGUUACUUUACCAUUAAGUUUCUUCAUCUGUAGAGAUUAAGCUAGAUGACCGCCAAGGUUCUUUCCAGCUUUAAGCCUAUAAUGCUAUAUCAAUGGAAGGAAGGAUCAUUUCAACUAAAGCUCUCUUCCUGCACAUGAGGAAACUGAGACCCAGACAAUGGGAGACGGCUAGGUGGCACAGUGCUGGGUCUGGAAUCAGGAAGAACAGAGUUCAAAUCCAUCCUCAUACCCUUCCUAGCUUC